This is a messenger RNA of Betta splendens (Siamese fighting fish), 909 nucleotides long. RefSeq names its product transmembrane protein 238-like. The coding region runs from base 144 to 698 and encodes 184 amino acids. The record is from RefSeq and is a predicted model, not a curated record. Lineage: Eukaryota; Metazoa; Chordata; Actinopteri; Anabantiformes; Osphronemidae. The transcript has 2 exons.
CCGGUGAUUGACGGUGACGUCACGGGGAGGCGGGGCCUGCGCCCAGGUGGACGCGGCGCAGGUGUAAGGCGGAGAAACGUGCGUCGUGAAAAGCGAGCGGCGCCGUUUCGGAGCCGCUACUCCGGCUCUCGUCACCCACGGGCAUGGCCCCCCGCUGCGUGGGGAACUGUCCGAUGCUCUUCAUCCUCGCCCUUGUGUUCGAUGCGGCCGGCCUGGUCGUGCUCCUCGUCGGGAUUUUCGGCAAUCUCAAGCAGUCCGGCCGCUUCUACGGAGACUUCCUAAUCUACACGGGUUCGGUCAUCAUCUUCCUCAGCCUGGUGUGGUGGAUCCUGUGGUACACGGGGAACGUCCAGCUGCACGGCGAGGAGCGGGCGCGUCCGCUGAACAUCAGCCUGAGGCUGUGGGCCGGGACGCUGUCCGCGCGGCUCAACAAGGGCAGCCUGAAGGCUCUGGAGGCGGGUGAGGACAGGGGGAGCGUGGGGAGGCGGAUGGAGGUCCACGCGGCGAAGCGCGACCCCGCGCCGCCGCGGAUCAGCUGGGAAAACGGCGGCGCGCGGGGCCGCGACAACAGAGCGUUCGACGGAGACGGAGGCAACGAUUGCGCGCGUCCGCUCGGUCACGACGUGCGGCUGGACGUGCUGAAGCGGCCAGACGCGUGUCUGCACGCGGCGGACGUCAAAGCGGAGAGACUCCUCUGACGGGAGAUGGACAUGGAAUUUCACCUCGCUGAGCUUUUUUUCUGCAACUUUGACCUUUUUUUAACCUCGAGUCACUACAGGGAAGUUCUCUGGUUCUACUCAGACGGAGGAAAUGUCUUUAAUUUUGUACAUAUCAAAUUUUAUUUUUCGAGUAUAGAUUUUAUGAGCGAUGUAAAUAAUUCUUUGUUUAAAAUAAACUUUUUGUACCCAU